AUGGCUUCACUUCCCAAGACUUUCAAGGCCGUCGUCAUCACAGAGGCCAACGGUCCCUUCAAGCUGCAAGAUGUAGAGCUCCAGCACCCCGGGCCCGGCCAAGUUCUCGUCAAAGUCCUCGCGUGCGGCGUGUGCUUUUCCGACGUUGCCGUGGCCGGGGGCCACAUGGGAGACGUGUUCCCCCGAACGCCAGGGCACGAGAUUGUGGGCGAUGUCGUCGAGCUCGGCCCGGGCGUGAGCCAUAUUUCCAAAGGGCAGCGCGUCGGCGGUCCCUGGCACGGCGGCCACGAUGGCCAAUGUCGACAGUGCCAGCGUAGCCAAUUCCAAAUGUGCGACAAUGAGCUUGUCAACGGAGUCUCCAAGGAUGGCGGCUUUGCCGAAUAUGUCCUCCUCCGCCAGGAGGCUGUUGUUCGCAUCCCCAAGGACUCGGACCCGGCAGAGGUUGCUCCGUUGCUGUGUGCCGGUGUCACCGUGUUUAAUGGUAUUCGAAAAAUGCACGUCGAGCAGGGCGCGCUGGUCGCUGUUCAGGGACUUGGAGGCUUGGGCCAUCUUGGUGUGCAAUAUGCCCAUAAGAUGGGCUACGAGGUUGCCGUCCUCUCGUCUGGGGACGACAAGGCUGCUUUUGCCAAACAGCUGGGUGCUCACCAUUACAUCAACACGAGCAAGUCUGAUGGUCCCGCUGAGCUCAAAAAGCUCGGUGGCGCUGCCAUUAUUGUUCAAACGGCCCCCAAUCCCGAAGUCGUUGGGAAACUGGUGGGCGGCCUGGCUCCCGGAGGCAAGCUUCUUUGUCUCGCCCCGACGGGCGGUGUUCAAUUUGAUACGGUUGCCAUGGUGCUCGGCGGCUUGAGUGUGUGUGGGUGGCCUUCAGGUCAUGCCUUGGACAGCGAGGAGGCUAUUCGUUUCGCCAAAACUCAUGAUGUCAAAUGCAUGAUUGAGAAAUAUCCCUUUGCCGAUGUUCAGAAGGCUGUGGACAGCCUGGUAGCAGGCAAGCCUCGAUUCCGGAAUGUCCUCGUUAUGCAGUAG
Messenger RNA from Metarhizium brunneum ARSEF 3297, 1023 nucleotides. RefSeq names its product Alcohol dehydrogenase patD. The record is from RefSeq and is a predicted model, not a curated record. Gene Ontology annotation, molecular function: zinc ion binding; alcohol dehydrogenase (NAD+) activity. Gene Ontology annotation, cellular component: cytoplasm. NCBI's taxonomy places the organism in Eukaryota, Fungi, Ascomycota, Sordariomycetes, Hypocreales, Clavicipitaceae.